UGCUAUGCGACCAGUUUACCAACAUCACUAUUUAAAUGGGUAUUGGUUACUUUUAUUUGUGUAACUCAAUUCAUUAUAGUUUAUGACAUUGGAACUUGACACUUAACGUAUAUGUGAUGUAUUUGUGUAUUUGGAAGAUAUGAAUUGGAUCACAUAUUCUCCACAAACAUUCGCUGCUGUAACGAUUCAGUGUUUGGAGGGAAUUCCAAGGAAAGCAUACUACCUGGCUACAAAGGUGGGAAGAUAUGAGAAGGAUCCAUCGUUGAUGUUUGAUUUUUCUGCAGAAAAGUCAAAACGUAGUAUUGAAGACUCAUUGAGCAGACUAGGGACUGACUAUGUUGAUGUGAUUCAAGUGAGUUUUAGGAGAGGACCUAAUUUCUUUUUAGAGCUAUCUGUAUUUGCGUCUACGAGUAUAAUGACGUGUACAAAAACCCUUGUUCCAUUAAUAUUAAAAACAUUUUUGGCGAUCCUUAUGUAUUUAUUCAAGGACGUAUCUUUGCAUCUGCUAGAAAACAUUUUCUGGUUCAUUUUUUGCAUAAUCUUAUUCGAAAAGGACCUCUUUUGA
Molecule: messenger RNA, 565 nt
Organism: Acanthoscelides obtectus
Lineage: Eukaryota; Metazoa; Arthropoda; Insecta; Coleoptera; Chrysomelidae
Source: the annotation of a GenBank genome assembly